CACCUCUUGGUCUCUCGUAAUACUGUAUAUUUCAUAUCUUAUUUCAUAACAUUGUACAGGCAUUUCAAUAGAACUUUAUUAAUUAAUGAACGUCAGGCGGUUCCUUUCUUAAGCAGACUACUUUGAAAUGAUCACUUUAAUAUUUUCAUUACUUUACACUACUUUAAUUAUACUGUAGUCUUCAGAUGUCUAAUGUGGACGCGAUAUUUAUUAAACAGACUUAAUUGGCGAAUCUAAGGAUAGGACACCACCUGUUCCAACUAGUAAACGAACGAACAACAAUAUGUUGAAUACAUAUUGAUUAGUUUAACACUGACCGGUUUAAUGUCAUAGAGAAUGGAAUUAAUAAUUAGUGAACAUGACAGUUGGCAUUUUGUCUUGAGUUUUUCAUAACUAUUUCAUCUUUAUAAAUAAUAUUUUCAUCUUUGAAAUUCAGUUAGAAACGGCAAAAGAAAAUGACGGAAAAGAAUCAGAAAAGUCUCAUUAAAGCUAAAAUUAAAGAAUCUUUAAGUAUGUCAACACUAAAAGGAAUUCCAAGAGUUAUGAAAACUAAAAAUAAAUGUAUUAAAAGCUUAUGGGCUGUUGGAACGAUUAUGGUUAUUUUGGCUGCUGGAUGCCAUUGGUAUUAUCUCUUUAGCGGAUACUUAAAAAGAACAGUUUUUACUAUUGUUCAAGAAAAUUAUGAAGCUAUUCUAUCGAAUGAAAAUUUUCCUGGUCUUACAUUGUGCUCACUUGUGCCAUUUUCAAAGGAUCCAACAGGAGAAAUUCCAUCUUAUGAACAGUUUCAUACUAAAUUAUUAUCAAAAAUAAAGGAGCUUGAAAAGCGAAAUAAGACACUUAAUAGCAGAACAAAAAGACUUUUAAUUCAUAAAAGCAUAUAUUACGAUUGGUUAGGCUUAAAUGACGCCAGAAAAAUAGGUCAGAAAGAAGGAGUAUUUAUCUUGAAUUGUAAAUUGAAAAUAUCUGGUUACGAAGGAGCUUAUUUGCCUUGUAGAAACUAUUCAACAAUUACUCUGAUUCAAAACCCUUAUAUGUUCAAUUGUUAUGCAAUUAAAUUCAAUUUACCACAAAUUGAAAAUGGAGUAAUUGACAAAGCGGUUUUUACAUUAUAUCUCGACGAAAUAUCCCCAGACUAUUCUUUUUAUUUAAAGAAGAAUUAUAAUCUAUUAGGAGAGGGAAUUAAAAUACUGGUACACGAUAAGAAUAACAAAUUUCCAAGAGUUCAAAAUGAAGGAUUUAUUAUUUCAAAAGGAACUAAAUCUAUUGUAACAACGAGACCAGUAUUUAGAGUACGUAAACCCGAACCAUAUACGAAUUGUCAAGAAAUUCCAAAUGACAUUUAUAAUUUUACUGGAAAUCUAGUAAAAGCGAAUUCUUUUGCGUAUUGCUCUUUAAGAUUAUGGCAGAAUGAAGUUGUGAAAAAGCACGGGUGUAUCUCAACAACUUUAUUAAUUGUCUCCGAACUUGAUCACCUAAAGCUACCUCGAUGCAAGGAAUUAGGUCGAAAUAUAACUUUAAACGGUUUAGAAGCAGUUAUAAAUUUCAUCAAUAAUUUUUAUAAUAUAACUACUAUAGAAUACGAUUCUAAAAAUGCUACUACUGGGGGACGCUGUCGUCAUCCUUGCUACGAACAUUAUUUCAAACAAUCUUAUUCAAGUAUAGAUCUAAAAGGUUCAUACUUUAUUAAUCUUCUUGAAUAUGCUGACAAUGUAGAAGCGAUUAAAAACUACUUGAAAGUUCAGCAAACAUUUCAAAAAUGUAUUGAGAAGGAUACUGAAAAAAGUUGUAUAGAGAAAUUAGCAAUUGUGCCAUAUAAGAAUCUGAUAGAACUGGAAGUUCAACAAAAUAUUCAUUUUGGAGCUUUAGUUGAAUUCGACGCACCUGUUUUUGAACUUCCAGAUUUUUUAGCAAAACUUGCUGCAACAAUUAACUUUUGGGUUGGAUUUUCGGCUAUAAUUUUCAUAGAGAUAAUCGAUUUGAUUUUACAGAUUUGUAUACCUGGAACUGUAUAAGAAACAAUCAAGGAAGAGAUUUGUCAAAACUGUUAUAAUUUCGCUAACCUUGUCAUAUGAAUGUAUAUCUAUAUACUGUAUAUGUAAAAAGAACAUUUCAUAUGCAAAAAAAAUUAAGUUUUGUUGUUUUCUUUAUCGUCUUUAUUAUAUAAUCUAUACGAAAAAAAAGGAAGAAAUGAAAUAAAGUUGAGAAAACUAUCGUUUUUGUU
Molecule: messenger RNA, 2221 nt
Organism: Dimorphilus gyrociliatus
Lineage: Eukaryota; Metazoa; Annelida; Polychaeta; Dinophilidae
Source: the annotation of a GenBank genome assembly